Messenger RNA from Melampsora larici-populina 98AG31, 1125 nucleotides. RefSeq lists its product as uncharacterized. The record is from RefSeq and is a predicted model, not a curated record. The transcript is spliced from 9 exons. Bases 1 to 1125 code for a protein of 374 amino acids. Lineage: Eukaryota; Fungi; Basidiomycota; Pucciniomycetes; Pucciniales; Melampsoraceae.
AUGUCUUCUCUCUUUGGGGGAGGUGGUGGGUCAGGGCAAGGCUCGCAAUCCCAGCCUACUGGCCCGCCCUUGAAUCCGUCCGCACCGGUCAAUGAUUCUUGCAAAGCCUUGCCGUUCACGAAGGAUACUUGGAAUAAGCUAGGACUCGAUCACUAUCUCCAAACAUAUCCCGGUGGGGCAAAUUUGAGCGUAAAGGCGUACGCCGAAUCAAAGCGCGCCCCAAGUUUCGACUGUGGAGUUGGAAACCGGUGCCACGCAGGACAACUUUGCCAACCUGUCGGGCUACCUGAUUGGUACAUUCUGUUUGCCAUACAGCAGUGGAAUACACAUAUCAAUGGUUUGGUCCAAGCUUUGACCUUUGGUAUCAAUUUCGUACAAGCGGUCGAUCUCGCCACUCUUGAGCAUCUUAAGCUCGAUCUGAGUGUCAAUGGAGCUUUCUUCAUGGUCUCCAACACCCUCCUUAUCGAUAUCAUGGCAUUUUUCAACUCUUUCCAAGGACUCGUUGGUGAUAUCUUCAACAUCGGUGGUAACCUUAUGACCGCAGCAUUUGAAUUUGCUGGUGGCGCUAUCCGUCUCCCACCAGGACCUGAGCGUGACGCGUUCACAUCUUGGGCACACCUCUCGAACACUUUCGCAGCUUACGAAAAGCAAGUGAUAGGGAGAAUCUCGGAAGUGGUCGCCGGAACCCUUGAAAAAGGAAUAAGCGCCAACGAUGGGAUUUAUGGUGCUAUUUCUAACGGAACCUACAUCACCCCCGAGCCUUCAAUAUUUCUUCCCCUUUUGGCCGAUGAACUCAAAAAUGUUACCACUGUACUUUCAUUGGUAGCAAUUCUCAAAUCGAUGGAUUCAUUUGUCACCAUCGGAUCGGAUCUUUGUAACGGAGAUGGAAAAAAUGGAGCAUUACCGGGAAAUGAUGUGUUAUCAUACUGCGAUCCUGAAGGAACGAUGUAUAACAUUGUCAGAGUAUCCGAUGACAAGGAGGAGAGAAAAUUUGAGAACGCUCACGUAAUUGAAGAAGAAUUUGGCUACACUACUCAGUUUUUGACCAAUGCCUCUAUCAGUUGUCAAAACAAAUUUGGCGGAUUUGGUCACCCUCCAAACGCAACGAUAUAUACGCCAUCAUAA